GGUCGCUCAGGACAAAGCUAGCAGGGGAGCUCUGGACGACGGCUGGAGGCCAACAGUCCCUACAGGUGGUGCCCCGGGUGAUGUACUGACAAUGAGCGGGUGUUUUCCAGUUGCUGGCCUCCGAUGCCUGUCUAGGGUAUGUCGUGGCCUGGUGUGGGAGGCUCCGACUUCCCCAAGCCCCACUGCUUCUCCUGCUGCCCGCUUGCUUCGGACUCUGGCAGAAACCCCACCUGCUGACAAGUUCCUCCCAGGGAAUUGGUCUUGGAUGUGCCAGCGCCUCUGGCCGAGGCCCGCUAACCAGCCUCUCCCCGGCCGGCUUCCGCCGCGCCCCCUCUCGCUUGCUCCCUCCUCUCUCCCCUGCUCCCAGGAAGGAGGGAUGGCUGCGCAGGGCUCACCGCGCUUCCUCCUGACCUUCGACUUUGACGAGACUAUCGUGGAUGAAAACAGCGACGACUCCAUCGUGCGCGCCGCGCCGGACCAGCGGCUGCCCGAGAGCCUGCGUGCCACCUACCGCGAGGGCUUCUACAACGAGUACAUGCAGCGCGUCUUCCAGUACCUGGGCGAGCAGGGCGUGCGGCCGCGGGACCUGCGCGCCAUCUACGAGGCCAUCCCCCUGUCGCCCGGCAUGGGCGAGCUGCUGCAGUUUGUGGCCAAGCAGGGCGCCUGCUUUGAGGUUAUUCUUAUCUCAGAUGCCAACACCUUUGGCGUGGAGAGUGCGCUGCGCGCCGCCGGCCACCACGGCCUGUUCCGCCGCAUCUUCAGCAACCCGUCGGGGCCCGACGCUCGGGGGCUGCUGGCGCUGCGGCCCUUCCACGCGCACAGCUGCGCUCGCUGCCCCGCCAACAUGUGCAAGCACAAGGUGCUCAGCGACUACCUGCGCGAGCGGGCCCACGACGGCGUGCACUUCGAGCGCCUUUUCUACGUGGGCGACGGCGCCAACGACUUCUGCCCCAUGGGGGUGCUGGCAGGCGGCGACGUGGCCUUCCCGCGCCGCGGCUACCCCAUGCACCGCCUUAUCCAGGAGGCGCAGAAGGCCGAGCCCAGCUCCUUCUGCGCCAGGGUGGUGCCCUGGGAAACCGCCACCGAAGUGCGCCUCCAUCUGCAACAGGUGCUGAAGACGUGCUGA
Messenger RNA from Mesoplodon densirostris (Blainville's beaked whale), 1126 nucleotides. It is a transcript of the gene PHOSPHO1, whose product is annotated as phosphoethanolamine/phosphocholine phosphatase 1. The record is from RefSeq and is a predicted model, not a curated record. Bases 92 to 1126 code for a protein of 344 amino acids. The transcript has 4 exons. Lineage: Eukaryota; Metazoa; Chordata; Mammalia; Artiodactyla; Ziphiidae. Gene Ontology annotation, biological process: bone mineralization involved in bone maturation. Gene Ontology annotation, molecular function: phosphatase activity.